UGAAAUGGAAGAAUAAAAAUGUCGAAAACGCAGGACAACGUUUUCCUCUCGCGAUGUCGCGUUCUCGAGAAAAUUCAUCUGUAAGAUGAGAGAAUUUUAUCACUCACUAUUAUUAUCGAUGUAUAUAACACCGAUGCAACGUGACGUGCGAUGCAGCUAACGGAGGAACGACUCGCUAAUUCUUUCUUGGUCGCGCGCUCGAAGUUUUACCAAGCGACAAACGUAUGGCGAGCCACGCACCAAAGUCCAGACAGGAUACGAAGGAUUGAGCCUCGUUAGUCCCCAAUCGCCGAAUCGGAGUCGACUAUUUUGGCGUGCGCCCGUGACUCUCGUGUCAUUUUGGCCGGUCGACGCGACUUCCAACCGGUCGAUGCUUAGAUCUUCUCGCGCGCGUUCGCGACCGACGCUCAAAAUUGACGAAGGAAUUGACUUAUUGAUUGACUGACACCAAUAGGUCGAAAACGUAUAUUCGUCAAUUCUGCAUUGUCGACUCGGUUUGAGAAUCGCGUCUUCUCGUUGGGAAAGUUGUGCUUGCAAAUAGACUCGCUCUUUUGCGACCGUUAGACUCUCCCUCGCUGAAUCCCAUUCCAGUCGUCGUAACAAGGGCAAGGGUGCGUAAAAGGAACGCGGAUGACGAUCGAGGGGGUGAAGGAAGGAAGGCGGGAGGGGAGUUUGACGGUGGUUGCGCGUCCACGGCAGUCUGGCCAGUCGAUUACGGUGCCGAAACGAGCGCCGGGGUAUCUCUCCAACCAGUUUCGGACAGUGUCUUCGCUCGUGGCUAUAAAGAGAAGGACGGCGAGCAUGCGGAUUCGCGAGGGAAGAAGCAUGCCUAUGCGACGGAGAAAGCGAGAGCCGGAGGAGAACGGCCGCGCGAUCGCGAGGAAGGGAAGGGUGCUGCUCGCUUCUCGCGCGAUGGAGGAGGACGGAGAGUGAAAAGAGCGGUGGAGGGAAGUACGAUUAUUCGCGAAGGAGGAGAAGAGAGGCACGGAGGGCGGUCAGGAGGAAGGAAAAGAAAGCGUGAUGAAGGGGGAAGCGGAGGGUGGACCGAGGGAUAACGAAGGAAGCGUGUCUGGAGGCGAAAGACGCGAGGAGGAGGAAGAGGAGGACGCGAGCGCGGAAGAGCCGAGAAAUGAGGGAAACGCCGAGGAAAAUAUGUUGGACAAUAAAGAGGGGCAGAUAAGUAGCGAGAUACGGGCAAGAAACGAGACGGAGAUGAGUAAGAUGCCGAGCACAGGAAUAUGUCUGAAUGGGAGGGGGUGGUGGUCGGGUAGGAGGAGAGGAAGAGAUAGUCUUUGCCAUCUGCCCCUUCCUCCGCGAGUGAAAUAUGUGCGAAAGAAAAACCUAAGAAGGAGACUCGACUGACCGAGCUAGAAAAUCCGCGACGACUCUAUGAUCGGCGGCUGGAUCGGAUGAAGCGAAGACACCGGAGGAACUUGACCAACGUCGUGGAGGAACGAGAACAGCGUCAUGGCGAGGAAGACGAAUACUAUCUAGAAGAAGAAGAUGACGACGACGACGACGACGAAGAUGACGAAGAAGAAGGAGAAGAGCCAGUGGAGGCGGUCGCCGAGUUUGAGUUUCGGUUUCGUUCGUCUCGCGCCUGCUCUACGCCAAACGGGAGCCGAGAGUGAACCUGUUCAGCUGCGAGGAAGAUGGAGAGAGAGAAAGAGAGAGAAAGAGGGAGAGAGUGGCAACGACAGAGAUCGACAGUAUGACCCGACGGCGAGUGCGUCAGCGGGGAGAACGACGGAGAGAGACAGCGUCGCUCGUGCGAGAGUCGGACAGAGCGGGACAGAGGCAGCGGGAAAGAAGGAGGAAGAGAGAAAGAGCGAUCCGUGUUGAACGGAGAGAGAGAGAGAGAGAGAGGGACGGGUGGGAGGAAGAGAGAGAACGGCAGAGAGAUCGACGCGGGAACGUGAUAGAGUAGGCGCGAGCAAGACGGAGCGAGAUAGCGAGCGCGAAGAGCGGGGGGUAGAGCGAGAGCAAGAGAGGAGGAGAACAGACUUGAGGCGCUCUGCUCCCAAUAACGACUCUCGCCCUCGGUCAGUCGCGCGCGAACCGCGGAGCCGCGAACAUCUCUCCGUCUCUCUCGUAUCGCCAAGGGGGAGACUCCGGUGUUUCUCGCGCUCGCUUCGGCCUGCCAAUCGCGCGCCCGUCAUCCGGGCACGUGCGACAGGGAGAAGAAAGGAAAGAAGGACAAGCGAGGGUGAGAAUAAACGCGAACCGAUGCGAGCGAAGGGAGUCGGGUCGGUCCGGGAAGGUGGUGCGCCUUGAUGAUCGUGGAGAGGCCCCCGCUUGCGAAAGGGUCGCGCAAAGUGCAUUCGCGACAUCCCUCCGUCGUCCUGCGCGCACAGAAGUCGUACAGAGACGCGGUGAAAAUAGCGUUGCUGGAGGACCGCGAGGUCGUCCGGAGAAAUAGCGUUCGCGAAUCGAAAAGCGCGUCGGAGAAGAGCGGCUCAGUCAAUCAAUCGGUCAGUUAGUCGUUUGAUCGGUCGGUCCAAUCGAUUUCUCGCGAAGUUGUCGCGGUAAACCGAUCCGACGAGGAAGAUCCGCGGGCUUUGGAUUAGUCGACGCGAGAGAACUGGCGCAUAGGGAUAAUCGUUCUCCAAGGAGAAUUGCUCGCGUUAAGGGCAACGACAAGGGGGUAGUUUGCGUCUUUUAAACGCAGUGAUCAGAUCGGAGCAAAAAAGAAAGACAGAAAGAGAGGGAGAGGACGACGGACUUUGGGGGAACAUCUAUUUUAUCGAUCCGCUCCAGGAAAAAGUGAGUCGUCGCUUUUUCGCUCGCGGACGCGGAGGAUAACGCGCGUGAUCCGCCGCGGAGUGCAAAUUCCCUGCGAUCAUUCCCCGACCGUGACUUUCACGCUAAUAGCUGGGGAGCAACGCUUGGGAUAGAUUCACGCGUCGCCGCUCAUCCGGACGGGUCAGCCCGUGAGAUUCUGGCAGUGACAGAAACGUCCAAAAUCUCACCAGUGGCGAUCGGUCAUUGAAUCAGAGAGAAAGAGAGAGAGAGGGAGGGAGAGAAAGAGAGAAAGAGAGAGAUCGUUCUUCCAGUCGUUCCGCGACCUGGACAAUUCGCGACUGUCAACCGAAAUUGGCGCAGAUCGCUGGACCGUCAGAGCUCCAGCGGUCGGGAAGCGUUGAUUCCUCCGGCGGGCCAUCCCGAGAAGGCCCGAUAAUCCCGCCAUGAGGCGUCAAAUGCCGCGCACUCUGUGAUAAGAAGGCGGUCCGCGCGAAACGGAGAAGCUGGCAUCGGCGUGGCGGUGGCGACGACGGCGGCGGUGACGACGGCGGGUGACGGCGGGACGGAGGAUCGAUGGAUCUGUAAUGCGUGCAAAGUGCGAUCGACGUGCACGACGACGACGACGACGACACGGAUACCCAGAUACCGCAGAUCGGGUCGCGGACGGCGGUGGGUGGAGGCGCGGAGAGGAGGCCGGGGAUCGGGCGGCGAGGCGGAAUAGGGGCGAAUGAGUACUUUUCGAGGUUAUCUCUCGGGGGGGAGCGCACGUCGGGACGGACACUCGACGAUAUUAACGAUCACGACGACGUCGACGUGAUCUCGCGGUAUAUCCGUGGAUGCCAACACGCGGCUCGCUGGUGUGGCCGAGUGAGUGGAGAGCGCAGGGGGCGACCAGGGGUCGAGUGGCAAAGUGAGCAGGUCCGACGACGAAGAGGCGAACGGAAGGCGCAGCGUGUGUGUCGCCGUUGCGCCGAGGAAGCGGCAGCGCGGAGAGGACGCGCGGUGGCUAUUGCUAUUUUCGAGCCCGCCAAAUAUCUCGCUUACGCGCUACAACUGCGUCGAGCCGCUGUGUUCUCUCGCUCCUCUUCCGCCGUCCCGUUCCACCUCUCUUUCUCGCUACCGGAACGAGUGUUCCCCUCUCGAGGCGGCGGCGGCGGCGAUUCUGCACCGACGACCGCGACGACGAGUCAGCCGACGAGUCAGUUGGACAAUCACCUUCGAGACGCGUGACAGAUUGACCGUCCGAAUGUGAGCCUCGCGGGUGGCCAGCGAAUUCCUCCUACGAGGAGGUAUCCAGGCUAGUGGAAUUCGCGAGGGCGCGAAGGGCGGAAACAGGAAGAAGGUGGGCGAGCAACAAGAAGCGGCAGAACAUUGUGUCGCGAGCCUCGAAUCAAGUUGAAGUCGCAGAAAUCGGCAUAAUGGCGGGCGAGGAUACGCAGAUCUUGUCGAAUGGUAACGUCGAGGCGCUCACGAUCAUUCCGCCAAAAAUGGCGAACGGAAACGGGCUGAUCUGCGGCAAGCAGCACAACAACAAUGGCUCCAUACCGAACGGGAACCUUCACGGGAUCGGCGGCACGGAGAACGGCAAGCUGAUCGUGCCGGAUGAGAAGUCGAGCAGUCUGCACACGGAGUUCGACGACGCCGACGUGUCCUGCGGAUGGGGCCCGUGCAGGCCCCACUGGCUGCAGUACUUCGCCACGAAACAGGCCUUCCUGGUGACCUUCUGCAUCACCUGGGUGCUUCAGGGCAUGUACUACACGUACUUCGUGUCCGUCAUCACGACAAUAGAGAAGCUCUUCCAAAUCCAGUCGAAGACGACGGGUAUCAUCAUGUCGGCCACGGAGAUCGGCCAGAUCGGGUCCUCCCUGUUGCUGACGUACUACGGCGGCCAAGGUCACCGGCCCAAAUGGAUAGCCUGGGGCAUGAUCCUCUUCGCCGUGAGCUCGUUCACCUGCUCGAUACCCCAUUUUAUUUUCGGCGAUCAGCUGAUUCACCAGAACGAAAUGCUGUUCAGCGGCGUCGGGCCUGGCGGUGAAGGCGGCGGACCCAACAAUACCGACCCGAUACCGGCGAACCUCUGCAAGUUCCAGGAAAGGUUGGAGAACAGCACGUUGGACGGGUGGAUUCCGGGGACGAUCGCGCCGCAAACCGACUCAACGGAGUACUGCGAGGGCGAUUUCCUCACGGAGCAGAGGAUACAGGGCAAGAUCACCACAGUGGUGCUCGCGAUAUUUUUCGUGUCGCUGCUCGGCGUAGGGAUGGGACAAACGGCGGUGUACACCCUCGGUAUACCGUACAUCGAUGAUAACGUAGCCAGCAGAGAGAGUCCCUUGUAUUUUGCGAUCACUAUCGGAGUGCGGAUUCUUGGUCCGGCGCUGGGAUUCAUCCUGGGUUCUGUGUGUACCAUGCUGUACGCGAACUUGUCCGUGAAUCCGCAGAUCACGCCGACAGAUCCUCGAUGGGUCGGCGCUUGGUGGCUCGGUCUGGUGCUAAUAUCGGCGAUGCUGAUGCUGGUCAGUAUAGGAAUGUUCGCUUUCCCGACGCGGUUGCCCAAGAGCAGAACACCGCCGAGACGAGCGGACGCUCCAAAGCCUAGUCUCCGAGACUUUCCUAAUGCGGUGAAGAGGCUACUGAAGAACGACAUCCUCAUGUUCAGGACAGCCAGCAGCGUGCUGCACAUCCUGCCGAUCGCCGGUCUCUACACCUUCCUGCCAAAGUACCUCGAGAGCCAAUUUCGCCUGGCAGCUCAUCAUGCGAACAUGAUCUCAGGUGUCGGUGGUAUUUUAGUGAUGGGAUUGGGUAUCAUAAUUAGCGGAGUAUUUAUCUUGAGGGUGAAGCCUAACGCCAGGUUCGUCGCAGCCUGGAUCGCCUUCACUGCGGUCGCUUACGCGAUCGGCAUGGGCGUGCUGAUGUUCAUCGGCUGCCCGAUGGACGAUUUCGCCGGGCUGGUGUCACAUUCCGACGGAAUAUCCAGCUUCGAGCCGACCUGCGAGACCACUUGCGACUGCGAUCGGAACAAAUUCAGUCCAAUCUGCGGCGCCGACGGCAGAACGUAUUUCUCCGCGUGUCACGCGGGCUGCUCGAAUUAUACGGUUGUUGACGGCAAAGUAGCAUCGUUUUAUAACUGUCAGUGCAUCGGACAGAACAUAACGAUACCAGAAGAAGUGAGCACGGCGAAGAUAGGUUACUGCGAGCUGGAGUGCAGUAACUUUUGGGUUUAUAUGAUCCUGUUCUCGGUCUUCGUUUUUAUCCACUCGACCAGCGAGGUGGGCUCUAUGUUGCUCAUCCUGCGAUGCGUGGAUCCCAGGGACAAGGCCAUGGCGCUCGGCCUGAUACAAUUUGCCAUCGGCUUGUUCGGCAAUGUUCCCUGUCCUAUUGUUUAUGGUGCUGUAGUGGAUUCCGCUUGUCUCGUAUGGGAAUAUGCUUGCGGCGAGCGAGGCGCCUGCUGGCUGUACGAUUCGAACGUCUUCAGGAUGUUCUAUCACGGCACGACCGGCGGUAUCCUCGUGUUGGCCUUUGUGGUAGACAUAGUCGUCUGGUACAAGGCCGGGAGCAUAAGCUUCGUGGAGGAGCAGGAGGGUGAGGAAGGCACAGCGGAGGAAAUGGCGACGUUAAAGUCGCAGGACGCUCAGGCGGUCGAGAACGAUUAUUUGUGAAGGUUUCGCGUUACUCCUUGCGGUGAGCACGGGUGGCGGCCCGGCGUUCGUGGCGGCGGCGGCGACGUAGCCGUCACGAGGACGCAGGACACAGGGCGCGGAGCAAUGUCGUAGGAUACACGGGGCGUCGUCCAUCGCGACACCAAGUGCCAGUAGCUCGUUGCCGUGCUACGUGGACGCGGCGAAGGAGCGACUUGUCGGGAUUCCGCGUCAGGACCGGCGGCAUCGACAGAAGUCUAGUCUCUCGUCGACGACAGGCGACGUCUCUCAGGACGAUCGACGCUCGUGCGAAUCGUUUCUCUUCUCGUUUCCGAUGUUCCACGCGCGCGUCACCUAGUUCAAGGGAUAAGGAAGCGGAUGCGACAAAAGGAGCAGCAACUGCGAGAUGCGUAAAUCGUAGAAAGAAGAAAGAAAGAGGAAGGAGGAGCAGGAAGGAGGACGAGUGAGCGGUCGAACGCGCCCGGAAUAACGAAGAGGCUUCGGGAAACAAUCGCGCGAGGACCGGAUGAGGUGGAAGGACGACUCGAGAGACCUUUGGUGGAAACUCGGCCGCGACGGUCAGGCAAGAAGCAUCCGCGAGAUCGAGCCUUCGCGUUGCGACCACGCAUUACGUUCACAUAGAAGGCGACGUCUCGAUCGUUACUCGCAUCGCGCGGUACUCUCGCGAGUCUCGGCAAUGUCGGGAGAGAUGAAGGAGGAGGAGCAAUCGUCGGUCAGCUCGCCGGGGUCUCCAGGCGCACCGAAAGAUCGUCGAGCUGUGGUGGCUUGAGGGGGUUGGGACGAAAGGAAGUCGCGUGCAAUAAGGACAAACGAAGAUACAAAGCGGACAUGCUUUGGAGAGGCGCGAGGAUCUUGCCUGAGCAUCGCAAUGUGAUAUGAGUCUCUCGAGUGCGCCUCGGCAAGUUAGGGUUUCUCUCUCAGGGAGACUGUCAGUUAGAGUACACGCAAUAAAAAGUAAUACUUCCGUGCCUACGAAAGACGGUGCUCGCGGCGAGCACGCGGUCGGUUGGUCGGUCGGUCGGUCGGUCGGGUCCGCGGACCCGGGGAGUCGAGUCGAAACGAAUCGAAUCAAACGACGUGCGCGAGAGAGCCUCGCGGGUGGCGAUGAAUGCGGCCCGGCGAGUGCGGGACAGUGAGAGAUUGAAUGCAUAUGUGCGAUGCGCUGCGCCGGUGUGUUGAUUAGUACUCCGGACGGCGGGAACGCCGUCGCGAGCGCACGCGUUAUCUAACCCUCUAACGGUAACGCUCGUUCGCCUGCCGCGAUGUAAAAGGAAACGCGAGGCGCUACGCCACGUACCCUCUAUGAGAGGCCGGAGGUAUCGUUCUUUAGACUUCUUUUUUCCUCCUCUUCGAACGGUAUCUGUAUUUUUGGCGGGUGUGAAUUGAGAUCGAUGCCGAGAAGCGUCAAAGGAGGACGCGACAACCGGACUCUGCGGUAUUUACUCAUUUGCAAUGGAAGGGUACACAUUUUGCCUGACUAUAUUGGAUUCUUCAAGAUUGCUUAUUCAAGAUGGAAUUGCAAGAAUCAUGUCAUUCUUGAUCCGCUUUAUCACAUUUGAUUCGAUUUAAUGAACAGAACAAAGAAUCAUUGAUUUUUUAAGUCUCCUAAUGAUGCAGAUGAGUUAAAAGGAUAUAUCAUUGUUGAAUUUUAAUGACAAAAGUGUGUAACUUUCGAAAGACAAGAGUCGUGAAACAUUUUUCGACUAUGCAAAUUAAAUAAUUUUGUGAAAAAUUGUAAAGAUCCUCAAGAGAAGAUCGCUGUUAUUCCGGCCGGACUCGCGCGUUUCAAUUCGGACGAACGGGUGUUCCUCGGUAGUGCGUAUGCGUCUCGCGUUUCCUUCCCGAGGGCAAGACGCGCGUUAUUCAACGGUGUGUGCAUUAGCGAGAUCAUCUCCAAAAACGCGCAGGAGAAGGAGAAGGAGGAGCAGGAGAGCCGAGGGAGGAAACUGCCGAUCAUUCCAUUCGAUCAGACGUUGCGAUAGGAACCUUUUUCCUCGCAGUUGGAGCGCGCAAAGGGAAGGAAGGCAAAGUGCGCAUAAUUACGCACGUGUAAAAAGUGUAUACUCGCUUAUAUAGCUGCGUAUGUACAGUUAAAAAGGAAAAAUGGAAGACAGGAAUCAUGUCGAUUCUGGUCAGUCGGUUCUCGAGUCGUCGCUCGCUCGCACGGACGUACGUCUUCGAAUUUUCGGAACGCGCUCGCGUGCGCGCCUCUUCCUUCGAUCCUCGCGUGUGCGUUCGACCGAUGUCCUACUAAACAAACCGCGCGUGGGCAGAAGUUAGUCGCGAGAGCGUCGCAGAGACGAAGCACCGUGAACGAUUUGGAUGUCAGAGCCGUGAAGAACAUGAGUCUGUUGGAUGGAGAACAAACGCGGAAAGAAAUUCGACGAUUACAUUGUGUUGUAAAAUCCUAUUUUUGUUCAGUUUCUCUAUUUGAAUUUAGACCCGUAUUUUAAUAAUUGUUACUUGAAUUCAGAGUGAAAUGUGAGUUUAUACUUGAAUUGAAAUUGCAGAUGCAAUGUCAGAUGUAUAUCAUAUGAUUCGACUGAAGAAUUCAAACGUAACUCUAAAUUGAAAUCCAAGUAUCUCACACGAGACAACUGUUAAAACGAGUCUUAUAAUUGGAAAUCUAAGUUUUCCAAUUGAAUCGCAUAAAUUAUUUUGUGUCUACCGUUGUAGUUCAACUGAAAAACUCGCACCCAACGCUAAGCUCAAAUUUGAAUAUCUAACAUGCGACAAAUCUCGAGUAACGACUGUUAAUACGGGUUAUAAACGGUCAGAGCGAGUAGCUCGCGUCAAUUUGUUCGUCGUGGACGAACAUCCGGACGAUUCUCCUCCUAAUCAUGUCUCACGUCUGCGUUGUUCCCGGCGCUUCGAGUGCGAACUCAUGCUUACUUAACGAAUGGCAUCGACCGAUCAGGGACUACGAGGCGCGACGUAACUGCGCUGAGAAUCGACUAUCGGAAUUCAGAAACGUCGUAGCGGUAAGAUAACAUACACACAUAUUGUUAAGUCUAAAUAUGCUAAGGAUUAACGCAGCAACGACUACCUCCCAGCAUACGUCUCGUCGUUGUCGGGACAGGAGGGGCGCCGUCGCUUUCAGCUCGAGGAUAUGCCGCGAGAUGAAGCCGAGUCCAGCUCGAGUCCGACGGGCUGGAGCUUUCGCAAUUCAUUGUAAUUGCAAGUUCGCGACGCGGCCUACUGUCCCGACGAUGACAAUCGCGGCGUACGGACGAGAUUCGAGUAUGCUCCAUAAAUUAGCGAUACAUAUAUUUUUCUGUGUGUAAGUAUUCUCGCGUAUUUUUCUCUCUGUCGCGGGACGCGAGCUUCAGCGCGAGGACGUUCUUCGUGCUGAGCGCCUCGACGAAGGGGACAACAUCCCCGUUUCCCACAACGACGGCGGCCGCUCGAUUCGCGCUGUCCAACGGCUCCAUCAACGCCGUCGUUUCAACGAGAUUUUACAGUUGGAGUCAAUCUCUUCUUUUAAGGGCCAUUCUACAAUUGCGUCACGCAAGAUUUGAGUAUUUUGUAUCCUCUCCCUCCCCUUUUGUCACAAAGGUUGAGUCCAAUAUUACGUGAUGUAUGACAUUACUUUCUCUCUCUACAUAGGAUAAGAAAAAAUAAUUUACUUUUCUCCUUCAAUUUAUAUUAGCCAGUUAUAUUCCAGAAAAGAUAGAAAGUCUUGAUUAAAAGAAAUCAAGACGAAUCAAAUAACACAAUGGAGAAAAGUUAUAUCCUAUUUUUAAUACGUUUAAGGAAUUGUAAAAGGUUCGCAAACGUCGUCACGUUGUCGCUGAAAGCGAUAAUGUUUACCGACAAAUUUGCGUCAGAAAAAAAAUUUAUUGUAUUGCAAGUAUAAUAAUACUAGAUUAUGCUAUUAUCUUUUUUAAAAUUACGAAUAAUUUUUAAGUAUAUCAAAUUAAUUACUUUAUUUUAUUUUAAUAUUAAUUAAUGAAAAUUAUGUUUCCAAAAAAAAAAAAAAAACAAUUAUAUUUCCAAAAAAAAUGUCGAAAUUAAAAUUUUUACUAUUAUAUAUUAACGCACAAAGUUAAAUUACUUUUGUAGAAUAUAUUUUUAAAUAUAAAAACAUUUAGAUACAAAAUGCGUGUGGCGUUCCAUGAGCUUUACUUUCUCUCUCCCCCCUCUCUUGUGAUGUGACGUAAUUAUUGAAAGGCUCUUAUCAUAUUUUUUAAAUUCUGGAUCCUGUGCAUUUCAAUUUGUAUCAUUUCGCGUCUUGGACAACGACGGCGAGUCGACGGCGUAAAUCGAGAUGCACCAUGGUAUACGAAUCGCGUUUGUUUCGCUCCGUUUUUCACGCGUCACAUGUUCGACACACACACAUACAUUUACACACCGUUCUCGCAUUCGGAAUUCUUUUUCGGAUCUUGGGUGUCCCUCUCUUUUAUAGGCACUACCGUCCGUGUAUUACAUCUGCGCGUAGAGUACUACAAUGAUACACACUAUAAAUAUAUACAUAUAGGCAUUACAUGUAGAUACCUAUGAUUAAUAACGCGUAUUCGUCUUGAGAAUAAAACGCGCGUGUAUAUCGCGCGAUGAACGGGGUAGGUGGACGGAUAGAGAAAGAAAGAGAAUAUUCGGCGAUUUCGCAAGAAACGCGCGAAAGAACGAAAUGAGAGGAAGAAGGGACAACAGAGAAAGAGAGAGAGAAGCGAAGACGAAGAUACAUACGACAUAUUUUUAGACGAUUUGACGCGAGGGGAAGUAAUGUAAAAGCAAAAGUAAUGUUAAUUACGAAUACGAUUAUGAUUAUCAUGAUUAUUAUAACGAUUGUCGCGCGGGUGUCUAGAGGCGGCAAGGAACCGGAGGAAGCGAAUGCAUACAAAAGGAGGAAGAAGGAAAAACGAAGAAUUAUUGAGAGAGAGAAGCUGUAUUUUAAUAUGGUACACUUUACACGUGGAACACGCGCUCGUCGAUGUCUGAACCGUUUCGCCUGUGUGUGCUUUCUAGUGCUUCGCGCGUUUUGAUGUCCUCUCCUUCGGCAACGGAGAGGAAAGGAGCAGGAGACGGAUGAACAGGACGUCUCGUGUAGCAUGCGUGUCCGUCUUACGUGUCCGCGUAGAAAAUCACCCGCGAAAUAAUCGAAAAGCGACAGAAGAAGAAAAUCGAGCGAGAGAGGCAAAGAGAAGAUAAAUGAAGAGAAGAAAACGGUGGACUGAGUUGCGUCUUUGGGAUACGUUUCGGCCGAUAUUUAUGAGCACUUGGAACAUUAUCCGAUUUGCGCGUGUUCGCGAUCAUCUCUCUGGGGAGCAGAAAGGGAGCUGAAAGGUGUCCUCUUCAAGUGAAUCAGUCAAAAUAUUGCUGAUUGGAUCAGUGGAAGGACUAUCCACCGAUAAUCAAUGAGUAUUUAUUGAAAUUUUCAGUGAAGACACUUUCACACUGCUCUGUCUUAUGUCUCACUAAUCUUGAUUAAUGGAACUAAAUUUUUUGCUGCAAAAUCUGUAGUAAAUCUAUAAAAUCUGUACGAGUGCCAUGCGUGCAAAAACACUGCUUACGUUUGCAAAAUGCAGCAGUAAUGGGAAUAGUCGCUACUCUCGAAAUUUCUCGAAGUGAAAUUUCACUCGAGAAGUGAAGUGACAGCUAAGUCACUCAAAAUCGAGUGAUUGUUCACUCCCGUAGAGUGAAUUUUCCACUCUGAAUCGUCGAAUGAAUGCUUUCACUCGAAAUUGAAGAAUAAAUCUGAUGUAUUCCAUCAUCAGAAGAACGUUUACUGUAAUCGACUGAAACUGGAGUUAGAAUCCACUCUAAUCUUCAGUGAAACAUUCACUUCUGCAGUUUCGAGUGACAGUGUGUGUUUCCCUGUCGCUUUGAGCGACGAUACUGUCACUUCUUACUCGUUUUAAGCAUGAUUUUGAUCCGAGAAAUUUAACGAGCACUAUUAACUGAUCCUUUUAGCGAGAUUUUACCGAUUGCAAUGCUGUACUCUUACAACUGAAUCGUCAGUUAUCAGGAUGACAGUUCAAUGAAGAAUACACUGAUUGUACUUUAGAGAGUCCCGAGGGAAACGGGGAGCACGCACGAACUGUCGCUGCGCACUUUCCGAAGAUCGUUCAAGUCGAUUGGAACGACUUCCCGUUCCAAUCGACUUCGCACACAGAGGGAAUGCAUCUUUCCGGACCUCUCCGGGCAAUUGUUCGCGCGUGUCUCCCUUUUUCCCGCGGACACGCACGGUCGGCUUUCCGGUUCGAUCGAGCUCGUCGAGGUUGACUCGCUCGGGCGCGUGUGUUACGAUGCGAAAGAGAGACAAAGAGAAAGACAGAGAGAGAGAGAGAGAGAGAGAGAGGAACGGGAAAUAUAUUUUUGGAGAAUUUUAUGUUUCAACGGUCACGUGCACUUCUUCUCCAUUGAUCCCGAGAACCGGAGCGCCGACUGUGCGAAGACGCCCGGCGCCUUCUUUCCCUGCUCGACUCCCGAGGGGGAUGAAGACGAGAGGAAGACGAGAGUCAACAUGUAAUUCAACGCGUAAUAUCUCCUGCCUGAAUAAGGCAUGUCAAGCGAUCACUCUCGACUAAUGUUUUUCUCGCUAAAAAUUUACUCUUGCAGGACAAAAUUCUAAUGCAUCGUUUGAAACUCGAGCGCAAGUCGACCGAAUGCGCGCGUGUGUGCGCACGAAAACGGGCGACAACUGCAUAAAGCGCGAAGAGAAAUGCACCUUGCCGAUGCGAACUGCGGAUCGAACGACAAAGAGGUGACGGCGCACUUGAAAUCGAAGCAACCAACGUCCUCGCGUGAUAUAGUCGCUAGGAAUCCAGAAAGAACCGAUGUCUCACACGAAAAAGGAAAACAAUCCCAGUUUGUGCAAUUGAACAGGGACCAGACGGGAAAUAAUAUCUUUCUUACUAAAAACAUUUGUCUACACUAAAAUUUUCUUAAUAUAACUGAGAAUAAUUGGCUGAGUGGAAACCUUCUAUAGGAAUCUUUCUAUUCUCAACCGGAUUUGUAUCUGGUCCUCCAGUCCCCAACAGAAAAUUCAGUUACACUAAAGCAGUUGUGUUUUAUCCAUGCACGGAAAGAACAGCUUCAGUUCGAGUAACUGAACAAGGACUGUGACCGAAAGUACGUUCAUCUGAAUAUUCAACCUGCAUUAAAAGUCGGUUGAGAUAACUGAAAUCACUUGGCUGAUGAGCAGAAAUCUUUCUGUUUUUCCAAGCUGAGUUUUUCAUCCGGUCCCUGAUUAAUUUUCCCGUGCAAGAUUGAACGUGCGCACUUGAGCGACGCGAUGUUGGUUGUUCUCAUCUCGCUAUGGAUAUAUAAUUAAAAAAAAAAGAGAGAAAAAAGCAAGCGCAUCCUGCGUGAGCGGAUGAUCAUUCGUCGGGCACGCGGUCGAGAAGGGGUGCGUGUACGAGUGAACGCCGACGCCGUACCCGACCGAGAAUCGUAUUUUUGUAUCUGCGGAUGAAAACAUAAAAAGCUAUAUAUAUUUUAAACGACACACAGUGCGGAGUAUAAUGUGGCGCGCGACACGGCGGUCAUGUCCGAUCUGUCGGUAUCCGCGAGCUGAGACGUACGUGUAAAAUUCAAAUAUAUAUAUAUAUAUAUAUAUAUAUAUAUAUAUAUAUAUAUAUAUAUAUAAAGUAUACACACACACACACACACAUACACAGACACACACAGCCAUAUAUAUAAAUAUAUAUAAGAGGUAUGUCAAACGCAAAUAAGCUCACGGGGCCGAGUGUAUUACGAGUAGCACUUCGCCGACGCCCGUAAUCGAAGCUUUCUCGAUGAUCAAAAACAGUUUGUUGAGGAGAUAAAAAAGAAAAUAGAAGAAAAACGUUAAAACGACGUCGCGCUAAUUAAAGUAACUCGCGUAAAAAAAAAAUAAAACGUAGGUGAUUACUGUUCUCUGUGUGUGCACCCUUAAUCGCGUAGAAAACGUAACGAGACUCAUCGCCGAUCGCUCGCAAAUAUUUUUCGAAUUAUCGUGAUGGUAGAAUCGUGCUAUACAAUCUCUGAGUGGGCGUGUAUAGGUGUGUGCAUAUGCGCACGUGUAUGUGUGUGUGUUGAAUGAACGACGAGAGCCGUGUGUACAAAUUACAAAUUCGCGCGAUUCCCCAUCUGAUGCCCAUGCCCGUCGGUCGUGAUUUCUUUCACUCAAGAAAUAUCAUCUCAUCCUUAGUAGGAUUUUCUUUCUAUGGCCUCGAGAGGAUUCCUCCAAGACCAAAGGAAGAUGUUCCGAACACAAUAUUUUUAAAACUAGAGAAGAAUUUCGUCUUUUAUCUGACAAUGCAGUGUACAAGUCUCACUUUAUGUCUUUCAUGCAUGGAGAAAAUGUAAAAAAAUUGCAACAAAAUUUUCAUAAUCUCGGAUCAUACAAAAUAAAGGCCGAAAUUACCGUAUAUUAGUUUAAAAAUAUUACACACGCUCGAAUUUUUACUGCAAAAUUAUUGUGAUUACUUGAAUGUUUUUUUUUUUUGUAUUAUAUAUCAGGUAGAUCGUUAAAUUUUUUCUGUUUUUAUAGUAAUUUAUACGACAAUUUCAAUAUAGUUCAGCUUUACAAGAAAGGUUGAAAGUAAAAGUAUGAUUUGAACGUAAUUUUUACAAUGUUUUCUAUACAUUUUCACUAUAAUAAUUUCUGCAAAUUUUCUGACUUUCUGUAAAUAUUCCCGCUUCGAUCUCGGGGUUGUAGGAAAUAGCAUUUUGCAAAUAGAGUUCUCUUCAUUGAAAUAUCUCCAUUUUGGUUUUAGAAAAAUUUUCUGUUGAGACCAUGUAUAAGGAAAUUCUGCUAAGAAUGGGAUUAUAUUCUUUUGAAUGUCCGGCAUCCAAAUAAUGAUUCUGUUGCCGCUCGCCGAACAGCGACAACAACCUGCUCACUGUACAGAUCUCCCUCUUCUAUGACGAAAAUAUGGGGGGAACUCAAACACGUAUGCGUACGAGUGGACAUUUUCGUUGCGAACUUUUGCACAUUUGCAUCAUAGAAGCAAAUCGAAGUUAGAUCGAGUUUUUACCCUAAAAGUCGUGUUUUUAUCCGUUUUACUACAUUUGACGUCAAUUAAAGAUAUAAUUUGAUCUAAGUAGAUGAAAAAUCUAAGUCGAUUUGAAUAAAAAAGAUUUAAUAAUAUUUUUUAGAUCUAAUGAUACAAUUGUAUACGGAGAAAAUAUUGUAGUAAAAAUUACAACAAGAUUUCUAUAAUCUUGGACCAUACAGAAUUGUGAUCGAAAUUACUAUAUAUUUACUUAAAAAUAUCGUACAUGUUUGACUUUUUAUCACAAAAUUACUGUAAUUUAAUGUUUUUUGUAUCAUAUGUUAUAUCGUCGAAUUUACUAUUUCUGUAAUAAUGUUUCUGUAAUUCACACAACACACACACACACAUUGCAAUCGCAGUAUAUAGUUCGAUUUUACAAGAACAAAACACUGUAAAAGAAAAUCUAAUUUUAACUUAAUUUUUGCCACAAUAUUUUCUCCGUGUGACUUACACAUUGAUUGCCAAAAUACGCUAAUUUCGAAAUGGCGUCGGGAAUGAAGAACUCCCUGAUAUCAUUACGGCAGUGAACAUGCGAACUUCUUAUUUUUAGAAAAUUCUUUUAUGUGUCCAACCUUUCUCCUUCACGGUUCGAUGAAAUUGAAGCAGUCCCGCGUGACAGAGUGUUUACGUUUAUAUUCCAUGGAAUACUCGCGCGUUCUCUCGUGAUUCCCGUGUCACGUGAGUUACUCUCCUCCACUCGUACGAUCAUCGAUUGAUUCACUUGCGUGGUCGCAAAAUAAAAAGGAAAUGCGCGAAUGAGAGAGAGAGAGAGAGAGAGAGAGAGAGAGAGAGAGAGAGAGAGAGAGAGAUUGCUUUCGCGCGACGCGAGAUGCAAUUUUUCCCGCGAGAUUCUGUGCUCUCGGUGUCUCACGCAUUGCAUAUACGAUACACCUGUAAAUAUAGACAAGUACAAUAAUUGCCAAAACAACCGGGGCCCCGGAGAGGAGUCCUCGGGUCUUCUGUAGCUGUCUCUGAGCGCCGCCACGCGAUCCGGCGACAAGUAAUCCGCGAUCGAUCACGCCCUACCGUCUGUCUGGCCUUCGUCGUGUGCACGCGUCGAAUUUCGCGUCGAUCUCCCGUGAAGAUCGGUUUAUCGAUCGCCGUCGGAUAUCCUGGAGCGAAUUAUUUGUCGGGCCGGCCGCGUCUUACGAGCGUGAAACCGCGACGACGUGCGCACCCCUCACAAACGCCGAGACUGUCUCGAAACUGCCGAUCAACUCGAGGGAUGUCGUUCCCCUCUCGAAGAUGAUGUACUCAGAAACUGCCUGUCGACACACUGCCGUACGCGCGACCUCAUGUUCGCGUGUCUCGCAAGAAGUGCGAUUCUACGUCGCGCUGCAUUCCCGUCGUCGCGUUUAAGCACACUUCGUUCUUGACAAUGAUAAUUCUUUUCGUUAUCAUUGAGAAGCGAAACCCGUCGCACCUCCGUCGCGAUACUCUUUUUAUAUAUUUUUACACUCUUCCGCGCGAAAUCUCGACCUCGUCUCGAUCGUCAUCAACGAGAGAAACACUUUUCUCCAAGACUGGACGCGUUUCCGUGCAAAUUAUGAUGCUCCGCGUCCACGUGUGUAGACAACUUAAACUGUUUACGAGAUGUCGUCUAUGGAUGCCGUUUAAAGAACGUACGGCUUUGCUCAGAAAAUAAUUAAGAACAAUUUAUAUUGUUAUUGAAUCUUUGGGGUCUUGAUGACUAUUUAUGAACGUUGUUUCCCAAACAAGUCAGAGUCCACAGAAUUCCCUGGUGGCAUUCUUUAGAGUUAAAUAUACACUGAGAGAAAAUAUCUAAAAGAAAAAUAUCUAAAAGAUGAACAAAUUUACAUAGUGUUGGGCACUAAUAACAUAUAUAUUUAAAUUUCAUUUCUACGUUUAAAUAGAGUAAACACAUUCCUUUCAUGAAAAGCAGCGCGGUUUAAAGGAAAUAUGUAUUUUUCUAUUUGUGAAAGAAAUUUUCUCGAUGUAAAAGUAUGUACAUCGGUACGAGUAAAUAUAUUAUUAGUUCCCAUUGUGUGUGCGAAUAAAUAUCUCUUAUAUUUCAAACAUUUUUUCUCUCAUAGUGUACCAAUCUGCCACAUAAAGAAAUGAAAAUCUCAUACAGUUUAUUCUUUUUUAAACAUCUUUGUUGUCUUUCUAAAACUUUUUUAAACAUUUAUAAUUGACACACAUAACAACUGCCUCAUAAUUUAGUAAUCUUUCUGAAUAUUUUUAUAUAAUUUAUAAUAUUCCAUAGUUUACAUGAAAAAAGAACACAUUUUUAUAUACUGCGAAAAAAGAAAGAUAAAUACUAAAUAUAACUAUAAAAAUAUAUAUAUACAUAAAUAUAACUAUAACAAAGAUAUUUAAAAAUUUAUUUGUGAGAUAUAAAGUUCAUUCACAGAAAUAUACUUCACGUUUUACAAAAAUAAACUUCAUAUCCCAUAAAUAAAUGUUCGACUAUUUUUAGUUUGACGUACAUCACGUAGACACACAAUACGCAAACGAUCCAUAGACGUAAUCUUGAGAUGUACAACACCCGACACCUUGCUUACCUCGUUGUUUCUUACUGCCCUUCGCGAAAUGCAAUUUCGCACGCAUCCAAGUACCUCCCCGAUCCGCACGUCGCACAUCGAUCGUCGCGGUUUCACGAAGCUCACACGGCGGCGACCCCGCGCGCAACGUUUUCUCUUUUCUUCAUCCCGGUGCGCUCUAACUUAAAAAGAUCAUCGGUGAAAAAAAAUCACACAAAAUACCGUAAUACUAUAUUUUAGUAAAGGAAUUUAUCGAUAACAUAGGUUAAAUGAGAAAUAAAUAAAUAAUUAAUUAAGAGACGCUGAGCCGCGCGCGGCUCUCCCGCGAUUUUACCUAAUUACAGCGUAGAGAACCCUUCGUGGGAAUCGUAAUUGCUAGUCUUUAAUUUCGUGACGUGCGCGCGUACACUCCCGUCCAGUUGCCGACGCGAAUGUACGCGCUCAUAUUGGCAACGAGGGACGAGUGUGCGAGUGAACAAAGAAUCAUGCGGAAGACGGAAUGUACAAUGAGUGUGAACUGUAAAUUGCCAUUCUUCAAUUGCGAUUAUUAUUGAUCAUUGCUAUAUUACUAUUACUAUUAUAUUAUUGUCAUCAUUUUAUCAACGUAUUGAUAUUAUUAUUAUUAUCAUUAUUAUUAUUAUUAUUAUUAUUAUUACAACUAUUUUAAACUAUUAACUACGAAAUUGAAAUCUACUUUAACGAUAGUAAUUAUUAUUAGUUAUUGGUUUAUAUCGCUAACGCGUCUAUUAUACGUAACGGCAAAUUGUAACGGUAAAUAUAAUUGCGGUUUUGAUUUUUAUACAUAAUAUUUUAUAUAUACAUUUUACAAAAGAAAAAAAAGAUUAAGGUGGGAAACGAUCGAUUACUCUUUAGGAGACGUAAGUGUAUUUUGAUAUAGAGCAUGUAUGCCAUAUUGUGUGUGUAAGUGUGGUAACGAGUAAAAAUUCCGCAUGGGCCCGCCCCGGCUGCGCGAGAGAUCGGUGUUGCGGGCCGCGGAGAGGCGAAUUUAAUUUUGCGAGUCUCGCGUUCAGCGGGCGGUUCGUUCGUUCGUUCGUUCGUUUAUUCAUUCAUUUGUUUCUUCUCCCGAAUAUGUUCUCGGCCACGAACGUCGCACAGCAAGAACUUGUAUUAGAAUGGACAGUAUUUUCUCACGGGAAUUGCUCACGACGGAGCGGCGGAUUCUGGUCGAACAUCGAAAAUCGAACGGGCGAAUUUCGAGAAUUGCGACUGUUCGAAGUAAAUAUAAAUAUGUAGAGAGAGAGAGAGAGAGAGAGAGAGAGAGAGAGAGAGAGAGAGAGAGAUUUAGACGCAGAGUUCGUACACGGAAAAAAAGAGUUACUGUCGCAACUGAAAUCCUCGUUAGCCUAGCAAGUCUAUAGCCGUAAUAUAUGAGCCGCCAGUUUGCUACGUUGCGGUAAUUAAAUCGUAAAACCACAUAGAGUUGUGGUUAUACCUAAUAAAGUUUCAUGUUGCAGCACGGCAGAUUUGUUAGUACAGCGAAAACGAUUCUCUAUUACACAAGCUGAAAAAUACAACUCGAUAGGUGCAACUAAUCUUUCCGCUGUUGUAUCAAAGCAAACGUGGUACAUUAACGCGCGGGUUUCGUCAUAGCUAAAUAAUUAGUCGCUCCAGCAACAGAAGUUAGUCACAGCUCUACAAUAUUUACCGUGCGACCAUUGUCCAAAUAGUACAAUGAGACAUUAUAAAAAUCUAAAUUUAUAUCAAUAUAUUAUAUCGCAGAGAUACAUACAGUUGUUAAUAUAAGAUGGAAAAUUUAAAUUGCACAUAACUACACAUCUCUCUCAUUAGGAACAUUCGCGCAUUCAGUCUUAAUGAGAGUGCACCUCUCUUCGUAAAACGAACAAAAAUAGUUUCUUCAUCAGCUAUCGAAUAAGUGCCUGAUUUGUUUGGUGGAAUUGAUGAAUUUGUUUCGCAAACUUUCUCAAUCGGCUCGAAAUAUACGAAGUGACUUUUGUUGCAGUAAUUAAGAUAACAUCAACAAAAGUGGGCCACGAA
Molecule: messenger RNA, 19896 nt
Organism: Odontomachus brunneus
Lineage: Eukaryota; Metazoa; Arthropoda; Insecta; Hymenoptera; Formicidae
Gene: Oatp74D
Product: solute carrier organic anion transporter family member 74D
Exons: 12
Coding region: 4161-6398 (745 amino acids)
Biological process (GO): sodium-independent organic anion transport; transmembrane transport
Cellular component (GO): membrane
Molecular function (GO): protein binding
Source: RefSeq, a predicted model, not a curated record